Messenger RNA from Rhincodon typus (whale shark), 3704 nucleotides. RefSeq names its product nucleolar protein 8. The record is from RefSeq and is a predicted model, not a curated record. The coding region runs from base 111 to 3191 and encodes 1026 amino acids. Lineage: Eukaryota; Metazoa; Chordata; Chondrichthyes; Orectolobiformes; Rhincodontidae. The transcript is spliced from 11 exons. Gene Ontology annotation, molecular function: RNA binding.
UGUUAUAUUAGUUCAAUUGGAAAUACUCUGCUGGAUGUUUCUUAACUUAAUUUCACAUAAUCAAGUAUGAUCCUUCUAAAUACUGUCAUAACAUCAAGAAACUUGAUUGUAUGACAAAUUUUGAAGUCAAAACCCCUGUAACCAACCUAACAUGGCAUCUCGAAGAACCAGAUGAUGACGAACUAAGAAAGAAAAAACGGGGGGACUUCCCUGCUCCGACACAGCCUGCUAAGAGAAAGAAGCUAUCUGUCAACAAAUACAAUGUGGUGGAUUCCAAUAAUUCUGACAAUAAUUUCACAGCAAACAAAAUGUUUUCAUACACAGUGGAACAUAAUGGCAAAAGAGAGUCUAAUAAGGAUAAAUUAAUUGCGACAACGGGGAACAAGUUUGCUUUCUCAAAAUCACCCUGUGCGGGUUCUAUAAAUCAAAAUGUUGGCAGACAAGAAAAUAAUGCCUCUAGCAAAAGUAGUACUUGGUCAAAAGCUCAAAUGGCAUGUCAUAAUUCUGACUUUGAAGAACUGGGAUUGAUUAAUGAAAGAGCGAAGAAUAAAUGUGAAGAGCUUAGUCAGGCAGAAGAUAAACAACAAGACAUGCCUUUGGAAGUAGUUGGUGAGGAUUACAUUUUAAGACAUCAGACACAUUGGGCACCGAAUGAUUUGAGGAAAGAACUGUUGGAAGACAUUAACAUUAAUCACAGGUCAAAUAAUAGUGAUGGUGAUUAUGAUUCUGCAGAUACUGAUGAAAUUAUCUCUGGGAAAAUGAUUUCUCACAAAAGUUUGCCAAGAACAAAAUCUAACAGAAAACCAAAUCCUUUGAAUUCCAAAUCUGAAGGAGGUCCUAAGAAAAAGGAGUGUAAUUCUAACAGUAGUAGCAGUGAUGAAGAUUCUGAGGAAGAGAGUUCUGAAUCCAAUUUGGAUUCUGAUUAUGAAGAAAUGAUGAGUAGCUGUUACCGAGUUGACUUAUCGCUAACUGAUCUUGAACAAUUGGCAAACAGUUCCUCCAAAGCUAAGAAAGAAAACGACAAAUCACAAAGUGAUUUGAACUUACUUAAAAGUAUCUCAUUACAACCUUCCCUAGUAAACUCAUUGCCUUCAGCUUCAGGUACAGAAAUUUCCCAGGGCAUGCCUGCCUUGAUGAAAAAUACCGUACCUAAUAGCAUUGUAUCAGCUAUUCAGGAUGAGGACAGCACUGACUGUGAAAUGAUACCAGAAAAACAGCUGUUUAACCCAUCUCAUUCAAAAAAGAUAGUGUCUCUGUUCAAGCCAAAGGAAGACAAUAACAAGGGAGGUAAAAUAAUUAGUGACCAAUUAGUUUUGAAAGUGAAGAGGAAGAUGGAUAAAGAAUCAGGCAGUGAUUCUGAAACCACCGCUGUUGACAAAAAAAAAGUUCAUCGAACCAAGAAUGUGGUACCCUCUGAUUCUGAUAGUGAUGAGAAAUGUGAUUUCAAACCACCACCAUUUAAAGGAACAAAAUCUCUUCAAUUCAACACACCCACCAUGUCCAUUCCUAGCCACAAACUUAACUUUGGUAUUUCUGAAAAUAAAACAGAAAAGUUGAAAUCUAUAACACAAAACUUGGAUAACUCUGAAUUACUAAAUGGAGUAAAAUGCAGUGAUUGUGGAGACUGUAGUGAGGCAGUAAAUGCUACAAACCAAAAAAUGGUGCAUUUUAAGCAAACUGACUCUCCGAAGAUUGAAGCCUCAACUUUACCAGUUGUUGAAACCAGUCACGUGAAUGAAAAGAGAGAAUGUAAAGCUGGAAUUGAUAAAAGUGUUAAAAAAUGUUUAUCGAUUGAGAAUACUGCUUGUAGUUUAGCUGCAGGAACUCCUCGAAAUUUGGAGAAGCAUUUAUUGGACAAUCAAAAGAGGCUGGCUGCAUUACAUGAAAGACAGAAAGAAACAGAGAUGCAGAAGAAACUCAUUCAAGGAGCCCUGUCAAAUUUGGACAGUCAGAAACCUGACAAAAGGAAGCACAUCGUCUUUGAUUUUGAAGAAGAGAGUGAAAACAAGGCGCUGUUUAAAGAUGUUGGAGAAAAUUUUAAAGAAGGCACAAACAUAUCCGCAGAAGAAGGCGCAGAAAGUCAAAGAAAAUUACAUGUUGCAGAAGCUUUUGGAAAAAGAACCAUUGGGAAACUGUUUGAUAGUGAGGAGGAGGACAAUGAAGAUGACAGUGAUGAAGAUUACAGUGGAAGAUUCAAAAUUAAACCUCAAUUUGAAGGAAAAGCUGGUCAGAAGCUGUUUGACUUACAAUCACGAUUUGGAACUGAUGAAAGAUUUCGCAUGGAUAAACGAUUCUUGGAAAGUGAAGAUGAAAAUACAGAAGAAUCUGUUACAGAUAAAGGCCAAAAUUCUGAGGAUGAAGAGUUUGUUGAUGAAAAAAAGAGAACACUGAACAUCUUACAGAGUGUCAUCGAAGUUGAUGAUGAAAAGUCUGAACUCAGGAAAGGACAAGCGCGAUUCAAAAAAUUCAAAGAUGUUUCUGCUCUGCGAUACGAUCCUACAAGAGAAGAUCACAUAUGCUAUGAAAGCAGGAUAGAUGAAUCCAAGCCAAAAAGCAAAAAAGAAAGAAGAAAACUGAGAGAAGAAGCUGAAAAGCUACCAGAAGUAUCAGCAGAAAUCUAUUAUGAUGUUAAUGUGAACUUGAAAGAAAUGUUUGCUUCUGGGACCAAAGGAAAAGAAGUAGAAUGGGACGUGAAAGAUAAUAGUCAGGUUCAAGAUCAACCUGUUGAAUCUACUGAGACUCAGGCCACCCAGCACACUGCUGACUGCAUUUCUCAUAGUAAUCCAAAAGAAGAUUCGGCUGGUUUUACAUUUUCAUUCUUUGAGGCUGCAACUUCUAACAGUCAAAAACCAGAACUCUAUCAGAUUGAAUCAAGGAAUAUGACAGCAUUUCCAUGGCAAGAAGAUCCUCGAUUUCAAGACAGCUCCUCUGAAAAUGAUGAUGAAGAGAAAGAUUUGGAAAAUUGUGGAAAUAGCACAGAAAAAAAGGUGGUAACACUUCCUGAGAAGAACGCAAAUCUAUUUUUCUUCUUCAAAGAUGACCAAAGGCUGAAAGAAGGCCCAAAGCUAUUUUGUCGAACCACAGACCUUGAAGAAGAAAAAAAUAACUGGGAAGAAAAGCGAACUCUGCUGAUUGAGGAGUACCGAAAGAAGCACAGAGAAGCAAAAAGGAAAAUAAAGGCCAAGCCGUAGAUCUGUAUUCGUUUGACGAAUGCCUGUUCAGGAGCAAAGUGCUAUCAAUUCAGGCAAAACUAAUUUUCAGUGUGAAUGUCUGAAUAUUUGUGUUUGCCCAUUUUGGAAGGCUGUAUUAUUAUUUUAGUUCUUAAAAUCAUUACCCAUUAUACUUGCCAUAAGUUGGUGAGACACACAGAUUCACAUUUUAUCAUGUUGUGAUUCCUCACAAAUGGCUAUUGAUCUUAAUUGAACUGACUGAGCAGUUUGAGAUGAGACAAAGUUCUUCCCACAAGGCGGGAAAGAUCAGCUCGUUACUCUUGUACAUUUCCGAGUUGUAGACCGGGAUGACAAAGGAAUAAAAAUAGAUCUCUUCUCCAUAUCUCUUCAUACAAUUGGUGUAGGAAGGGAAAACUGCUGAAAAAAUAUUAAAAAUUACAGAUAUUCUGAUGGAAAAGGAUUUGAAGCUAGUCAUUUUUGAAUGACGAUGCACUUCAUUUUUUGUAAAACAGGAAAUAAAGUUAUUUUGUCUGA